This is a messenger RNA of Argiope bruennichi, 1840 nucleotides long. RefSeq names its product glutamate receptor ionotropic, delta-1-like. Bases 380 to 1840 code for a protein of 486 amino acids. Gene Ontology annotation, molecular function: glutamate-gated receptor activity. The record is from RefSeq and is a predicted model, not a curated record. NCBI's taxonomy places the organism in Eukaryota, Metazoa, Arthropoda, Arachnida, Araneae, Araneidae. The transcript is spliced from 13 exons. Gene Ontology annotation, cellular component: membrane.
UUCGGUCGCGCCACGCUGCUCUCAGGGCAUCUAGUGACAGACCCAUCUCUUAUCAGGACUUUUAUAUCCACACCUCUCUCGCCUCCUUUUCCACUGCCGCAGAGGAUCAGCGGUCGUCGCACUCCUCACAGAAAGUUGGGCUCAACAGGUCGGCUUUUUUUUAAGAAUGAACAGCUAUGAUACUUCCAAAGGAAUCUGAGGGCGAGAUGUCCCUGGAGAAGUAAACGAGUUCUUGCUUGUCUGGAGGAUGUAGCAAUAGCAAUACCCUUUUUUGACGACACCGCGAUGAUGUCCCAUAACUUCUACAGGAGAAGUUGUGCAUGGGCAGAUGAAAUUAUGAAUAAAAUGGAUGUCGUCUAAAAUAGCGAAGCAAUAAAUAAUGCGCAUUGAAGAAUCCUCUGAAUAUUUUAAGAAUGCUUGCUUCAGAGGAUUGAAGUGCCUAUCAAUGGACACAAAGCUAAAUUUGAAAGGGCGGAAACUCAGAAUAGCCAGCUUAAAGUCUUUUCCGUUUCAAGACGUGAGGAAAACCGAUGAUUACCAUUACACUGGAGAAGGCUUUAGCUUCGAAAUAGUCAAACAAUUAUCUCAGCACUUCAACUUCACAUAUGAUAUUGUUGUACCCGACGAUCUAGAUUUUGGUGUAUUAAUUAACGGAACAAGAUGGACUGGCCUAAUUGGAAUGCUUUUAAAUAAUAAAGCAGACAUGGUUGCAUCCCCUUUGAGUAUUACACAAGAGAGACAAAAUGCGGUUACCUUCAGUUCCAGCCUUUACAAAGACUCUUUAGGCUUGAUGUUUACCAGACCAAAAACUCAACAUAAUAAUGAAGCACUUCUAGCUCCUUUUACAAAUACUGUCUGGAUCAGCGUUGCAGUAAUUGCAGUAGCAAUGUGUCUUGUUUUAUACACGCUUAUUUAUUCUUCAAAAUGCCUCCUUUCUAAAAAAGUGAGAAGGCCCUUCAUGAAAGAUACUUGGACACUCAAUGAUUGUGCCUGGUUUGUAUAUUCCAGUCUAAUGAAACAAGGAUUCAAUAAAACGACAGAUUUUAAUCCUGUUCGAAUAUUGAUGGCAGCAUGGUGGAUAACCUGCCUACUCUUAGGGGCUUUUUACACAGCAAAUUUAACAGCAUUCAUGACAACCGAAACUUCUGUUACGGAUCGUUCCAUUGAAGAACUUAUUCGUUCAGGUAGAAAAUGGAUAUUCAGAAAAGGCACGGCAUUCUCGGAUUACCUGUUCAAAGAAAGCAUAGCUGAGCAUGAAAAUGACUUUUCAUUAUUGAAAAAGUCAUUCAUGAGAGGAAAUGGUAUGAUGAUCGAUUCAGAUGACGAAGUAAUUGAUUUCAUCAAGAAAGGAUAUGCUUAUAUUCAGGAGAUGAAUGUGUUAAACUAUAUGAUUUUCGAGAAUUCCAUGGAAACGAAUGGCAGCUGUGCAUUCAAUGCAAUAAAUCUGCAUUUUUUCGAGCACACUACAGCUUUUGCUUUUCCUAAAGGCAGUCGAUACGCAUCUCCUUUCUCUGAAUAUAUCGAGUUCCUACGAAAAACCGGAUUGGUUCAGAAAUGGAUGCAACAAUACUUGUUAUCUGCGGAUGUAUGUGCUUUUCACUUUGAUAACAAACUGUCAAGAAAAGAACAAGCUCUCACGAUUUAUGAAUUUCACAGCGCAUUUUACAUUUUAUGCAUGGGAUCCGUCUUUGGUUUACUCUGCCUUCUCACUGAACUUAGAAAACAAGUAUUUAGAUUUUUAAUAGAAACAAGAGGAAGAAUUUUUAAAAGUUUAAUUCGAAAAGGAGGAAGGCAAGAGAGUCCAAAACCUGGAUUGCCUAUAGGAAUCUACAGGACUUAA